GGAAGCGGCGGGGUUUGGCGCGGCAAAGAGGCUUUUGGAGUCCUCUUUCGGGGCCGCAGGGCAAAAUUUCUCCUCAGGAUCGCCGCGGUCAUGGCCAGCCAGUCUCAGGGCAUCCAGCAGCUGCUUCAGGCCGAGAAACGCGCCGCCGAGAAGGUGGCCGAGGCCCGCAAGCGGAAGAAUCGGCGACUGAAGCAGGCUAAAGAAGAAGCUCAGGCCGAGAUUGAACAGUAUCGCUUGCAGAGGGAGAAGGACUUCAAAGCCAAAGAAGCCGCAGCACUCGGUUCCCACGGCAGUUCCGCCACCGAGGUGGAACAGGGAACCCAGGAGAAGAUGGCUGUUCUUCAGGAGAAUUUCCAAAAGAAUCAGGAGGAAGUGCUGAACAGCUUGCUGAAUUUGAUCUUUGACAUCAAACCUGAAAUCCAUGCGAACUAUCGGCUCAACGGAUAGGCGAAUCUUUUUUGUCCUUCAGGAAGUAUUCAGCAAUACCGGCUUUAGCUGCACCCCUUUUAUAAAGGUGCAUCACUUAUUCCCAAGAGGUGUAGAUUAUCUCUUUCUCUUUUUUCUCCUCUUUUUUUCAUUCCCCCUUUUAUAGCAUUUUUGAAGUUUCUAUGUAGGCUGGUUCUGUGUUCCCCAAAGUGCAUUAUAUCAUAGAAGUGUAGUGUAGAAGGUUGAUGUUAGAUAAAUCGUACUGAGUAUUAAAGGAUUGCUUUGAACCCGAGAAGUAUUUAAAAGUCAGAAAAGAUAAGUGCCGUGUUACUUUUCUGUAUCCUCCUUUAAAUUGCAAACUGUACGAAUUAGGUACUCUGAUAGAAAAAUAAAACCCAUUCCUUGUCUUCACUCAGAGUAAAAAAACAAAACAAAAAAGAAAUUUUGAAUAGUAUUUGGAUUGUAUCUGAAAAUGUUGAAAUGAGUGUUAUUUAAGUAAUAACUGUAUUCUCCUGUUGAACUUGAACAAGCUGUUGCUAAGGUGCUUGAAGAAAAAGUAAAGAUCUGAUCUGAGUUGCAAAUAAAUUAAAACCUUUUUUUUU
Molecule: messenger RNA, 1028 nt
Organism: Crotalus tigris (Tiger rattlesnake)
Lineage: Eukaryota; Metazoa; Chordata; Lepidosauria; Squamata; Viperidae
Gene: ATP6V1G1
Product: ATPase H+ transporting V1 subunit G1
Exons: 3
Coding region: 91-447 (118 amino acids)
Biological process (GO): proton transmembrane transport
Cellular component (GO): vacuolar proton-transporting V-type ATPase complex
Molecular function (GO): proton-transporting ATPase activity, rotational mechanism
Source: RefSeq, a predicted model, not a curated record